Podospora anserina S mat+ is the source of this 1590-nucleotide messenger RNA. RefSeq lists its product as uncharacterized. NCBI's taxonomy places the organism in Eukaryota, Fungi, Ascomycota, Sordariomycetes, Sordariales, Podosporaceae. Gene Ontology annotation, cellular component: nucleus; U2-type post-mRNA release spliceosomal complex. Gene Ontology annotation, biological process: mRNA splicing, via spliceosome; spliceosomal complex disassembly. The transcript has 2 exons. Gene Ontology annotation, molecular function: DNA binding. The record is from RefSeq and is a predicted model, not a curated record. Bases 1 to 1590 code for a protein of 529 amino acids.
AUGAGCACCUUUGCCUCCAAGCGCAAAGCGCGCGUUAUCCAGACCUUGGACGACGAUGUAGAUGACUUGAGCCCAUCAAAAUCCAACGGGACGGACGAGCAGAAAGCAUCUACUGAUGCGCUGCCGCCAGAACCAACUGCCCCCGCGCGCAUCAAGUUCCGAUCGAAACCAGCCAAAUCGUCGGCCCUACGAAAAAGCGUCCAUGUCGCCGACGAGGACAGCGGUACCGCUCGCGCGCUGUCAACGGCGACAACCACUGGAGAUGACGAGGACGCCGACUCUGGCGCGGCAGUGGUGGUUCAGCCGGCCCUGGGUCGGGCUGGGUCAACAAAACAAAAGAAACGACCAACGGCAGCGUCACGGCUCUCUUUUGGGGGCGCCGAAGAGGCCGGGGUCGAGGAACCAUCAACAGACGAGAAGCCAUUCACGCCCAAAAAGACACUGGGUCAGCGCGCGCUGGAAAACAAUGCCCUCCGAAGAUCCGCCUCACUCCAAAAUCUCGCGGGUACUCUGCCCAUGAGGUUUGGCGGCGGCGACGAAGACCGGCCAAAAUACAGCAAGGAGUAUCUUGAAGAGCUGCAAUCCUCCACGCCGGCAACACCUGCAAACGUCCAGAUUGUCGGCGAUGUCGAUGCCAUGGACCUUGACCCAUCUGAGCUUGACGGUGCCCUCGUCGUUCAAGCCGCUUCAUCCACCGACCUGGUCUCGCAAGGCCCAGCAGCAGCGGCACACGUGCUGAGCGCAGCCGAAAUCCGCGAGCGCAAAGACCGACGAGCCCGGUUAGCCCGUGAAGGCGUCGCGGCCGAUUUCGUCUCCCUCGACUCCGGUUCCGACUCGGAAUUUCCCCAGCAAUCCUCCUCCCGGGUGGUCAUCCCCUCCCAAAAGAAAAAGAAGUCUGACACGCGAUUAAUAAGAGAAGACGAAGAUCUCGGCGAAGGCUACGAUGACUAUGUUCAGGACGACCCUUUGGCUUUGGGCAAAAAGGCAGAGCGAGAUGCUGCAAGACGGCACCGAGCAGAAAUUGCAGAGCUGAUCAACGCGGCCGAAUCAGACGCCGAGUCGGACGACAGCGAGGCAGAGAGGCGAGCUGCCUACGAAGCCGCGCAGCGGAGAGCAGGAAUGGACGGCUUGCACAAACCAGAGGAGGAUGAGGAAAACAUAGCUGGCGAUGCGGUGCCGAGGAUGAAACCGCUGCCCAAGCUGAACGAGGUUCUCAAGAGGAUGAACGAGAUUGUCCAGGGCUUGGAGCAUGAGUUCAAGCAGAAGCAGGUCGUCGUUCAGAGUUUGGAAAAGGAAAGGGAGGAGAUUGAGAAGCGUGAGAAGGAGGUACAAGAAAUCCUGAACCAGGCGGGGGCAAAAUACCAGGCUGUUGUUGCUGGGGCUGCAAACGGCGGCGGUGGUGUAUCCCCUGUUGUGCCAGGCGAUGUCGCCAAAUUGGUGCAGGAGAGCAUCAGCGGCAGCGCAGUGGGACAGUCCCCGUUACGUCCUCUCCCUCCAGGCCUGGCAGGAGACAUGCCCAUGGAACGAGGUCUCGAGAGCUUCGGGACACCCACCCGGAAACCACAGGAUGAUGAUGAGAUGAUGGACUAG